GUUUUGCUCAACUUUCGCGGCAAAUUGGACUGACGUUACACCGUCAUGAGCAGCUCGACCCCUAUGCAUGUGUGCCCGAUUUGCGAUAGACACUUCAGUGCACAUAGCAUUGAGUCCCACGUGAAUCUAUGCCUUACCAAGGCCUCGAGCAGUUCCAGUGGCGUGGGACCAACGCCGCGUGCAAGCCCCCCAGCACUCAAAUCGCCCACGACGGCACAAACCCACAAAACGCAUGCCGUGUCGUCGUCAAAAAGGCCACGACCAUCGACUCCGCAGCCUCAGGAAGAGAAUGUUACUGGCUUAAAUACACCCAAACGACAUCAUCGACAGAAUGACACAAGACCUUUGGCGGAGCGCAUGCGACCCUCCUCACUCGCCGACGUCGUCGGGCAAGAUGAACUCCUCGGACCGGACAAACCUUUAAGACGACUGCUUGAAAGUGGCAAUAUUCCCAACAUGAUUCUUUGGGGGCCUCCGGGGUGUGGAAAAACCACUCUUGCGACGCUCCUGGCGAAACAGAAGAAAGAUAACCAACGCUUUGUGACCCUUUCCGCAACAACUGCCAAGCUCGCACAAGUUCGAGAAGUGUUUGAGAAGGCUGUGAACGAAGCGCAGCUCUUGGGUCGCCAAACGAUCCUCUUCGUCGACGAGAUCCAUCGCUUUUCGAAGCUCCAGCAGGACACAUUCCUUCCACAAGUCGAGAGUGGUGCCAUUACGCUCGUCGGUGCAACGACCGAGAACCCGUCGUUUGAGUUGAACGGGGCGCUGCUCAGUAGAUGCCGGGUAUUUGUUCUCCACAAGAUAGAGUCCAAGCACAUCUACACCCUAUUGCAAAGAGCCACAAAAGUUGCCAGUCCGUCUGCGAUUGUAGCGGACGACGCGCUCUCCUUUCUCGCGGACCAAUGCAAUGGCGAUGCCCGCAUGGCGCUCAAUGCACUGGAGAUGGCACUCCUUUCAGCUGCGCCCCACACAAACAACAUCGGAACCCCCGAAACGCCAACUUCCCACGCCGUUGUCACACUGGCCCAUGUAAAAGCUGGAUUUCAACGGUCUCACGCCUUGUACGAUCGCAAAGGUGAUGCCCACUACGACUGCAUCAGCGCGCUUCACAAAUCUAUCCGUGGAAGUGAUGGCGACGCCGCGCUAUACUGGCUCGGCCGUAUGCUCCAAGGCGGAGAAAAUCCAUUGUAUAUUGCGAGGCGACUCAUUCGAGUUGCGUCGGAAGAUGUUGGGUUAGCUGAUCCCCAAGCGCUGCCGUUGGCAGUCGCUGCGUUCCAGGCGUGCCAUGCCAUCGGAAUGCCGGAAUGCGACGUCAUCUUGGCCCAUUGCGCCGUCUACUUGGCGAGGGCAUCAAAAAGCGUCGAAGUAUACAAAGCCUUCAAGCGCGUGAAGCAAACGCUGGACGAGUGGUGUGGAAUCGACCCAGACGUCCCGCUGCAUCUUCGGAAUGCACCCACGCGCCUCAUGGAGACGAUGGGCUGUGGAAGAGAGUACAAAUACAACCCAGACUAUGAAGGAGGUGUCGUCGAUCAAACGUAUUUACCAGACCAGCUCGUCGGCCACCACUUCCUCCAAGCUAAAGAUUGGGUUCACGAGAAGGAACAGCCGUCAAGCGAUACCUGACACCGCUCAACUUGUCUGCACUCCUUCCAUCUCACUCCUGGGCCGAUGCAUUCAUCUGUCAUCGUGGUGUAAACUAUUCGGGAAACACAUGAUGGGGUGGCAUUCCAAAACAAGUUGCCUUUCAAAUGUAUUCUCGAGUCGACGAGCAUCUAUGGAGUUGGAAAAUAUCCACUCUUGACCAAGGGCUACAUUACAACAAAGGUUGCAGAGGUUCACGGUCGAAUCCGCGAACGAGGCUAAUGCAAUUUGCCACAAAGACGGCGUUGCGCCACUUGGGGGUGAAAUCGACUGCCUUGUGAUAGUCAUGCCUUGACAAGUGCAAUGGCAACCUCGAGUCGACUUGGUCAAUUAUCAGGCGGUGGCAACGUGCGGUAGUUGCCUUCUUCCUAGUGGAGAGGAACGAGACCUAUGGCCAACCGCGAAACACCGAAUGUGUACAAGGUGACUACUGUCGUCAAUACGACCCGACAUCGUACCGCUGGUUUGAAUUACGAUCCCAUUCGACUCACGUCUACAGCACCGAAUCCUGCAACAACUGAAGCAUCAUGUGCAAUACGGCUGUGCUAAUCGAGCAGCUCUUUAAAUGCAUCAGGACGGCGAAGAAUUUGGUCGUCUUGAGGUGCUAGCCCACACAUCAUGAACAACUCCAAGCGGUCGCCGUGUCCAACUUGUGUCGGG
Aphanomyces invadans is the source of this 2301-nucleotide messenger RNA. RefSeq lists its product as hypothetical. Gene Ontology annotation, molecular function: single-stranded DNA helicase activity; ATP hydrolysis activity; DNA binding. Bases 46 to 1623 code for a protein of 525 amino acids. Gene Ontology annotation, biological process: DNA-templated DNA replication; regulation of DNA repair. The transcript has 6 exons. Gene Ontology annotation, cellular component: nucleus. Lineage: Eukaryota; Oomycota; Saprolegniomycetes; Saprolegniales; Verrucalvaceae. The record is from RefSeq and is a predicted model, not a curated record.